GGCGGGCGGGCGUCCGCCUCUAGGCGAUACAUAUAACGGUUCUUUCUCUUUUCUCAUUUUCUCUUUUCCCUUUGAAAUAACAACUGACCCCUCUAGACCGGAGAGAGAAAUUUUGAGAAAGAAGAAGAAGAAGAAGAAAGGCGCAGGUAAUCGGGAUCCGCGGUCCGCUCAAAACCGUCGGUCGACAGCUUUUUGGCCGCCAAGUCGGCCGCCGCACCGUUUGGGUUUUUACCAUUUCUCUAUUUAUUUUUCCAAAACUUAUAUUAUUUUCAAGUGAGUGCGCGGUUCGCCCGGAAUCCAAGGGAUGGGUUUGCGGAGUCGAAAUUUUUAGACAGAAGGGAUUCCCCCCUUUUUGUGUGUGUGUGUGUGUGUAUGGCUGCUGUUGGUUUCUCUCUUAUAUUGCACGAUAGGUUCACACUCGUCGAACACCGUCAGUCCAGUCUCAGUGUUGCCGAUCAGAGCCGACAGUGCGGUUCGUCCGUCUCUCUCCGGUCCUCUGCCUCAGUGCUGUGUCGUGUCUAAAGCGACAGAGUGUCUCUCUCUAUACGCAGGUGAUUGCUCAUCCCCAACACACUAGUCAGGCCCGAGAUGAAUUCCGGAAUGGUUCACCUUGCCACUUGGCUUCUCCUCAUCGUCGGUGGAUCGUUGGUGGUCGAGAGUCGGACCGUCAGAUUGCUGGCCAACUCUUUGCCGACUUCCGUCAACAAACAACAACCUACUGCUGGCCGUCAUCCCCUUACUGCCGAGAUAAAAGGCCAGCACAAUGACAAGAGGGUCUCAUCAUCACCUUACACACAUCAAGGAGGCGCAAUGGAUGGCUCGAAGCUUUUCGACGGACUCACCUUGGCCACCUACGGGACCAAGAAUUUCGUUCAAGAGUCUGGUAAUAAUAAUCUCCCCAAAUUAAAAAAUCGCCAGGGCCUUGGCGGGGCUUUCAGCGAUUUCGGACCCUACAUGGGCAAAUUCAUCUACAAACUUUUCGUCAGACGGGCAUUAAUCAAACCGAUGGUGAAAGGAAUGAAGAGACUCAUUCCCGGAACCAUGUACCACUAUUACAACGACAUCAUGUCAAGCAACCGCGUCUUCAAGAUGAUGGAGCCCCUCUCACCGGCCAUCUCCUCCUACACGUACAACAAAUUCGAGCAGGGCAUUUUCUGGAGCCUCAAUCGGGCCGGCUCAUUUGUUAUGGACAAUUUCAUCGAAUUCGAGCGAUAAAAUCGAUAAGAGUUUAUAGGGGUGGAUGGGCUGAAACAAAUUCCUGUAGGUUUUUCAUGUCCAAAUUCUUGUCAGUUAGUUUUUGGGGUUUAAACGAUGAAAAAUGAGUCGACAGCCGAGAUGGACGAGAUGGACGAGUAUUUUUCUAAAAAAUUUUGUAUCGAAAGCCAUACGUACGUAGUAAUUUGUUUAAGUUAUAGUCGAAAUUAGUAAUUUGUUUUUCGUGUGUUGUCAUGGCUCCGUUGUAUUGCUCAAUCCUGGUGUACGUGAUUUAUUCGGAAAGUUCUAGACAUUUGAAAAUGGCGCGCGCGCCAACCCCGUAGACAGCGAUGCAUGGCUAAAUUAUAUGUGUCGAACCCUUUUGGCGCAAUCGAAUUAGGUUUUAAAAUAUAAAAUCUAGAUUAAACGUUAGAGAAUAUCGAUUUAGUUUUAUAAAAUAUUUGAGAUAAGAUUCAAGUUGAUAGUUGAAUAAUUUUUUUGUUUUCCCCUUUUUUAGAAAUAACAUUUGUUUGUUUCGGUGCAAUAAUUCUAUGACGAGCUUUUUUUUGUCCGAUCUUGUUAAAUUAUUAUUGUAUCUCAUGCGCGGAUGACGGAAUUUACGGAAUGUCGAUAACGAAAUAACGUGGGAUGGAUCCUUCAAUUCCUAUUCUGAGGAUAUAACGGAACGAUUGUACAUUUGGAGACUAGCCAAGUCCAGAAUUUGAUUCGUGAAAUGGUUCAAUACACUACUACGUUCACUGUA
Molecule: messenger RNA, 1957 nt
Organism: Daphnia pulicaria
Lineage: Eukaryota; Metazoa; Arthropoda; Branchiopoda; Diplostraca; Daphniidae
Exons: 4
Coding region: 589-1215 (208 amino acids)
Source: RefSeq, a predicted model, not a curated record